AUGAUUAAACAAGUCCAAGACAAUAUCGCACGCAUCGAUGAAUUACAUUCUCGGUCCUUGGGUACUGUUAAUGAAGACGAAGCCACAAAACGUAACCUUGAAUCCCUUACGGAAAAUACGCGAAACAUUUUAGUUCAAACAAAAGAUAAAAUCAGGAAAUUAGAAGCAUUAAAUUUAGGACUGCCUCCUAAUACCGGUGAUUUAGCUGUUCGGAGGGCACAAACUGCAAAUUUACGCCAAAGAUUCUUAGAAACUUUACAAAAAUACCAAAAUAUUGAAUAUCAAAAUCGUCAAAAAUAUAGAGCACGAAUGGAAAGACAAUAUAAAAUUGUUAAACCUCAAGCUACACAAGAAGAAAUUGAUGCUGCAUUAGAAAAUGAUGAGAGUGGUCAAUUCUUUGCACAGUCUCUACUGAAUUCAACACGAUAUGGUGCUGCAAAAGAUGCUCUAAGAGAAGUACAAGAGCGUCAUGAUGACAUUAAAAAAAUUGAGAAAACUAUUGCUGAACUUGUCAAUCUUUUUCAAGAAAUGCAAAUGUUGGUUGAAGCACAGGAUGCGCCAAUUGCUACUGUUGAAGAGCAUGCUACUCAAGUCAGUAAAGAUCUAGAAUCUGGUGUGCAACAAGUAGAAAAGGCCUUAGAGAGUGCGAAAGGUGCUAGAAAAUUUAUUUCUAUUUCUUCAAGGAUAAAGUCAGCGGUAACAAUAAUUCAAAUAAUUCCAAUAAUUCUAAUUCGAAUAUCUCAAAAAGUAGUAACGUCACCACAACAUAAUGCAGAACAAUUAGACACACUUGUCGUGGACAUUGUGAAAAAUAUACAUCCAGCAGGGAAAAUGGCAAAAACAUUGAGCGGUCAUAUAAUUAAGAAUUCAUUCUUUAGAAUUUUAUUUAUUCUUUGA
This is a messenger RNA of Cetraspora pellucida, 897 nucleotides long. NCBI's taxonomy places the organism in Eukaryota, Fungi, Glomeromycota, Glomeromycetes, Diversisporales, Gigasporaceae. The record is from the annotation of a GenBank genome assembly.